GAAGGGGAGUGGAGGCACGAGGCUGCGGGGGCCAAAGUCCCCUCGAUGGCAGCCCGGGCGCGCGCGCUGUCGCGGUGGCCGCGGGCCCCGAUGCCGUUCCAGUUCCUGCUCCUGCUGGCGGCCGGCGGGGCGCGCGCGCGGUGGCGCGGGGAGGGCACCAGCCCGCACCUGCGCGACAUCUUCCUGGGCCGCUGCGCCGAGUACCGCGCGCUGCUGAGCCCCGAGCUGCGGGACAAGAACUGCACAGCCAUCUGGGAAGCUUUUAAUGGAGUGCUGGACAAGGAUCCCUGUAAUGUGCUUCCCUCGGACUAUGACCUUUUUAUUAACCUCUCCAGGCACUCUAUUCCUAGAGACAAGUCCCUGUUCUGGGAAAAUAACCACCUCCUUGUUACUAGCUAUUCACAAAACACUCGUCGCUUUACGCCCCUGAAUGAUGUUCUGUAUGGCAGAGUUGGAGAUUUUUUGAGUUGGUGUCGACAGGAAAAUGCCUCUGGACUGGAUUACCAAUCCUGCCCUACAGCAGAAGAUUGUGAAAACAAUGCUGUGGAUUCCUUUUGGAAAAGGGCAUCCGUGCAGUAUUCAAAGGACAGUUCUGGGGUGAUCCACGUCAUGCUGAACGGUUCAGAACCAACAGGAGCCUAUCCCGUCAAAGGUUUUUUUGCAGAUUUUGAAAUUCCAAACUUCCAGAAGGAUAAAAUUACAUGGAUUGAGAUCUGGGUUAUGCAUGAGAUUGGGGGACCCAUUGUGGAAUCCUGCGGAGAAGGCAGUGUGAAAAUCCUGGAAGAGAGGCUGGAGAAAAUGGGGUUCCAGUACAGCUGUAUUAAUGAUCACUUACCAGUGAAGCUCUUAAAGUGUGUGGACCAUAGCACUCAUCCUGGCUGUGCCUUAAAUUCGGCAGCAGCGUCUACUCAAAGAGAAGUCCCAUCACUCUAUGCAGACCAAAGCGCCGGCCUUAUCAUUCCUCUCUUCCUGGCUCUGGCCUCAGGUACUCACAUGUAACUGCGUUCAGGUGUGCUGUUCUAACCAGCCUCUGCCCUGCAACCUGCCCUU
Carlito syrichta (Philippine tarsier) is the source of this 1050-nucleotide messenger RNA. RefSeq names its product bone marrow stromal cell antigen 1 (gene BST1). Gene Ontology annotation, molecular function: phosphorus-oxygen lyase activity; NAD+ nucleosidase activity. The coding region runs from base 46 to 999 and encodes 317 amino acids. Gene Ontology annotation, cellular component: plasma membrane. NCBI's taxonomy places the organism in Eukaryota, Metazoa, Chordata, Mammalia, Primates, Tarsiidae. The transcript is spliced from 10 exons. The record is from RefSeq and is a predicted model, not a curated record. Gene Ontology annotation, biological process: positive regulation of B cell proliferation.